Molecule: messenger RNA, 2642 nt
Organism: Dermacentor andersoni
Lineage: Eukaryota; Metazoa; Arthropoda; Arachnida; Ixodida; Ixodidae
Source: RefSeq, a predicted model, not a curated record
UCCCUCGCAGCGAGUGGGCACCAGGAGCACAGUUCGGACAAAAGGACGCGAGAGCGAGACCGAAGACGACAAAGCGAGGGGAUGGCAGUGGCGCUACUGGCUGUCCGGAGGAAGGAGCUGCCGUAACGACGGCACGAAAGAAGCGAGAAUCAAGGUCACCUCUCUUCGCCUCCCUGCAGCGUCUUCCGUCGCCCCACUGCGACCACUUAUAUAUAAAAGCCGGACCUCUCCCAGGUGUCCGCACGGUGUGGAGACGAGAGUCGUGUCAUCCACUCCCGUCCGAUCGCGUCCGUGGAAUCUCGAAGGAGUACCAGGUAUCGGGUGUUCACGCGGCUGCGUCGCGAAGGCUAACAGUAUGAGCCGCCUUCCCACCGUGGUCGUCGCCACCGCCUCCUUGUUUCUGCUGACUGUGAGGCGCUGUGAAGUUGACGCUGCAGCGCCUGCGUCCGGAGUGGCGACAACGCCGCCUUCGACGCCGGGGUCGAGCCCGAAGCCCUCGACCCGGAGCACGGAGUACAAGAAUAUGGACAGCCAGACACUGGAGCGGACGCUGUCCGAGCUUCGUUACGGCGUAGAGCUACUGGUGAGCAAGGUCACCCUGCUAGAGCCACGGCUAGGCCGCAUGGACAGCGCCAUCGGACGCCUCGAGAGGGCUCUGCUCCGAGACAGCACAACAUCCGAAAGCCAUGCAGGUUAUCAGACGCGUUUUCCACCAAGGCCAAUAGGAUACGCGACCGGCAAGGGAUGCGGGUCGUCAUCGUCCUCCCUGUCCUCGAGCGGAGACAAGGCCUCCACCGCCGAGCUGGCCUCCAUAGGUGACCAGCUGCGGGACCUGAGGGACGAGCAACGCUUCUUCCGCCACAUGCUCGGAGACCUGCGCAAUUACACGACGCACAGCUCAGAUCGCAUCAUCGGUAAGCAGGAUGUUACUAUGUCAAAACGCGUCCGCGAAAAAAUGCCCAAGUUGGAACAGCGAGGCUUCCUGCUGGCGAGGCCGGCGGUCAACAUACAGACGAGUCGGCCAGUCAUUGUAGGAGGUAAGACGUCCGCCAACGGAGCGGCGCACCUGCUGAGACCACAAGUACUGCCCUGGGAGUCGCAGCCUUCCAUGUCCUCCGGUACCUUGAGCUCCAGCGGUACUGGAAGCGCCAGGCCCUUGCACAUGGUUGAGCUCAAGAACAACCACAGGUCACCCACGGGAUCCACGCCUCCCUUCCGCAGCCAGGGGACCUCCACUGCUCACCGUCGCCAGGAUAAGGUGCGCGGCAUCUUCACAGACCUGUUUGGCUCCACACGCACCAACAUCGCCAAGCACUUACGCCAGGCAACCGAGAGCGUGCGACGGGACACCGAAGUUCCGCUGUCGCGCGUCACCGACUUGGCCGACUCGCUGGACGGCCAGGCCCGCAAGCUGCCCGACCUGAGGGCCGAGCUGGCCGAGUCCGCGGCCGCCGCCCGUGUUCUCGAGCUGCGCGUCUUCACCGAGGACGCGUACGAGCCGCUGCGAGCCGCGGCGUCGCUGGCGUCGCGAGCGGCGGCGGACCUCGAGAAGCGAAUGCCCCCCCUGCUGCAGAAGGUGGCCGAGACGGCCACGGGACUGCGAGCCGCCAUCGGAGACCUGCGGAGCGCCCUGGAGAACGCGACCGCGACGGUGGCGCCGAACGACGCCUACUACGUCGCCCUUAGCGAGGAAGACGACUUCUGGAAGCGCUAGCGCCGCACGCGGCCCGUUAUAAGAGCAGCGCGCCUGGUCUGACGUGACGUGCAGUCGACGAGCGUCAUUCCAGUUGGUCAGUUCGAUGCCUGACACUUCGCCGUUAGCGAGUGACGGCAGUGAGUGAAAAACGGCCACGGAAAUUUCUGUUGCGAACUUGCGAGCAAGAAAAUCAGCAUUUGCUAAGAAUGUCGGUUUCUUCGCCGGCUGUGACGCCGACGUGACGACAAGGAGAGAAGUUGAAUCCGACGCAAGCCCGAUUCCAUGUGGUUGUGUACGAAAGUGAAAACGUGUGCAGAGCCUGAACAUUUUUUUUUCGCGAUGGCCUAGAUAACAGGUUUUAGCACGUUGCAGAAAGGCAGAGAGCAGCAGAAAGUGUUUCACAGUUGACCAUUAGCCUUCCACCACAUUGACCCGUUGAUCGAGCAUCACCCAACCUUCUGAAGGCUGCAGCAGGCUUCUUUACCUGUGGCUACUUCGUCCUGUGAAACAGUAUGAAUCUCUACUGCAGCAUCGAUUGCUCCACCGGUUAAUGAACGGCUGUGCGCGACGAGAUUCUGGACUGUUGAAUUUAUUGUAUAUUUCCUCUCACAAAACUGAACAGUGUCUGUGUGUUAAAUGCUGCUCACCCUUUUAGACCUAUAAUAUCGCGCUGGCGUGAUAUUUUCCUAUGGUGUCGUUCGUUUCCGUGUUUGUCACUAUAGUGACGUGCAGACGACAGUGAAUCAGGGUUGCUGAUUGCGCCUGCAUGGUGUGUAGUCGAAGCGAUUCCUAGUGCGGGCAGCUGCUCACCCAUCACCUGUCACGGCAUCAUCUGCGGCUAUUGCGGCAAUCGAUCACAGCAUUCUGUUGCGGACCACGUUCGUGGACAUGUCAAAAUACGUUGUGAUUGUCUAUCGCAAUAAACAUGACAUUACAUGUCACUAAA